Molecule: messenger RNA, 2420 nt
Organism: Dipodomys spectabilis (banner-tailed kangaroo rat)
Lineage: Eukaryota; Metazoa; Chordata; Mammalia; Rodentia; Heteromyidae
Gene: Mapk1ip1l
Product: mitogen-activated protein kinase 1 interacting protein 1 like
Exons: 4
Coding region: 136-855 (239 amino acids)
Source: RefSeq, a predicted model, not a curated record
AGGAGCCGCGCGCUGCUGUGGUGCUGCCUCCGCCGCUGCCGUCAGUGCGACCGCCGCGCGGUUCCUCGGCGUCUCCUUCCCUCGGAGCCAUCGCCGCUGCUGCGCUGUGCCUCGGGCUCCGAUCUUGCCAGGAAAAUGUCUGAUGAAUUUUCGUUGGCAGAUGCACUACCUGAACAUUCACCUGCCAAAACCUCUGCUGUGAGCAAUACAAAACCUGGCCAACCUCCACAAGGCUGGCCAGGAUCCAAUCCUUGGAAUAACCCAAGUGCUCCACCAUCUGUGCCAUCUGGACUCCCCCCAAGUGCAACACCGUCCACUGUGCCUUUUGGACCAGCACCCACAGGAAUGUAUCCAUCUGUGCCUCCCGCUGGACCACCGCCAGGACCCCCAGCACCCUUUCCUCCUUCUGGACCCCCACCUGGUGGUCCUUAUCCAGCUCCAGCUGUGCCAGGUGGCCCCACAGGGCCAUAUCCUACACCAAAUAUGCCAUUUCCAGAGCUACCUAGACCGUAUGGUGCUCCCACAGAUCCAGCUGCAGCUGGUCUAGGUCCAUGGGGAUCCAUGGCUUCUGGACCUUGGCCACCUGGAAUGGGAGGGCAGUAUCCUACUGCUAAUAUGCCAUACCCAUCCCCAGGGCCCUAUCCCACUCCUCCUCCCCAAGCACCAGGAGCAGCACCACCUGUUCCAUGGGGCACUGUGCCCCCGGGAGCCUGGGGACCACCAGCACCUUACCCUGCCCCUGCAGGGUCAUAUCCCACGCCAGGACUCUAUCCUACUCCCAAUAAUCCUUUUCAAGUGCCUUCAGGACCUUCUGGUGCUCCACCAAUGCCUGGUGCUCCCCAUUCUUACCAUUAAGUUAACAGUGGAUGAAGAAAUGAUGCUUUGCUUGUUGAAGUACGUGUAUGUGUACACCAGUGCAUAUAUCGGAUUUGCUCUUUCUCUGAUAGAGGCCACUCAUGAAACAACUCUAGCACCUCUCAGAAGAUACCUGCCUCUUGAACUUGGAUAUGUAGUUCAUCAAAUGGAUGCAUUCGGAUAAAAACGGAAGCAAAUCAUUCAGAUGUGAUUUUUUUUUAACUUGGUUUUCAUGGAAGUUAAAGUGAUUGAAGUAUUUGGAAUAGUUCUUUGAUAUGAUUUGUUUAAAUCAUGAAACUGCACCAUUACAAUUUUAAGGCGUUACGUAUGGAUUACUGCGAGAAUCUGCAACUAUGUUGGCAAAUUAUUUCAAGUAGUUUUCUAUAAUCACAUUUACCCCAAAGUGACAUUGGAAACAAUCACACUAUAACCUAAACAAACAAUUCUACUUGAUGUGCUGCUCUAUAGGAUAAAUAAAUGUGGUCCUCUUAUGAUUACGUUUUGGAUAGAUUUUUUUUUUUUAGUUGUCAGAUAUUGAGUUCACUAGCCAAACAAUGUUCAUAUUUAUCCUUGAGCUUUGAGUAAAAUUUUCUGAUCUUUUAUUUUUGCCACACAGGUUAUAUAGCACUGAAGUCUGCCAUUUAUGAAAACUUUGUGUUGCUGAGGUGGAACCCAGGGCCUUUGCACAUGCUAGGCAAGCACUCUAGCACUGCGUACCCCUCUAGCCCUAACUUUCUAAAAUCUAUGCCAACGUUUAUGUAAGUUAUAUUAUUAGAGAAUCGAUGAUCCCUUUGUUGCUUUAGAGUGGUUUAUGAAGGAAAGAAAUAAUUCUCUCCUUUAUUUUGAACCCCAAAGUAGAUAAACCCUGGGAAUUGUUUCAUUGCAACAGUUGCUUCAUUGUAAUUUUAUACCCAUAAAACCUGAGGCAGCUCUGCUCAGCCCUUUCCCUGUAGCCUCCUCCCCUGACCCACUCAGAGUUCUUUGCAGACAGCAAAUCCCUUGACUCUUCCCUAUAGGGAAAACCGGCACAGUAGAGGUCUAUUGUAAGAACAGAGCAGUUAUAUUGAGAGAACUAAGUCAUGCCGAUAUGACUGCUCUGUGCAGCAUGAAUCAAAAAAGUAGCUUUCAGAGCUAUGUCUUUGUUUCCUGCAUAGUUUACAAAGUCUGUGUUAAUGGCUAACAGUUCCGUUCUGUAUUUGUUGACAAGUGAAUAAGUGGAAUUGAGUACCAUCUUUUUUUUUUUAAAGUUAUUCUCUAGCUCUAACACUGAAAAGAUAAGCUGUAGAUCUCUGCAACUGAAUUUAAAGCCAUGUUACUGUAUUGCUUAGGUGUUGACUAUUCUCAAUCUGUAACAUCCAAAACAAUCCUGGUAACUUUUGACACCUUGCCUAUAAAUCAGAGACUUAGGUUUGGGAUCGACUUGAUCUUAUUUAUAUCAGAAAUGUUUUGGACUUCUGAAUGUAUUCAUUGGGUUUCUAAAAUGUAUUCUGAAGUUACUCUGACUGGUAUGCAAAUUUUAUGCUUGAGUUCUGUUUUUACUUUGAAAUAAAAUAUUCAGUAGCUUA